Molecule: messenger RNA, 3011 nt
Organism: Exophiala dermatitidis NIH/UT8656
Lineage: Eukaryota; Fungi; Ascomycota; Eurotiomycetes; Chaetothyriales; Herpotrichiellaceae
Product: methyltransferase (Ncl1)
Exons: 3
Coding region: 89-2704 (871 amino acids)
Biological process (GO): tRNA methylation
Cellular component (GO): cytoplasm; nucleus
Molecular function (GO): tRNA binding; tRNA (cytidine-N5)-methyltransferase activity
Source: RefSeq, a predicted model, not a curated record
AAAUUUGGUGGUGAAAUUUCCCCACGUCGCGACUGCAUGCGCCCGACGCUCGUUACUAGUAUCUCAGUUGAUCCCACUCUCUACAAGAAUGGGCAAACGGGGCGGUAAGAAAGGUGGUCGAGGCGGAGGCCGAGGCGGCGGCGGCCAUCGCCCGCGACAAGACAACCGAACAAAUAAAGCAGAGAUCAGUCGGUACAAUGAAAAGUUCGAAGAAUACUACAACCAACUUGGGAUCAUACCGGAGGAGGAGCGAUCGGAUUUCUGGGAGGCGAUGCGGAGGGAUUUGCCCAACAGUUUCAGGUUCACUGGUUCCAAAGCGCAUGCUCUAGCUGUCCAGCAACGACUGCGCGACUACUAUAUCCCCGAGAUUACAUCCAUCACGUACGAAGGCCAAUAUGUCGAAGCCCCCCGACCGGUCGAAUGGUAUCCGGAUCAACUGGCGUGGUAUAUGACCACUCCCAAGAACGUCAUUCGUCGGUUCAAGCCCUUUGCGAACUUCCAAAAGUUCUUGGUGGCAGAAACAGAUGUCGGCAAUAUCACUCGACAGGAAGUGGUCAGCAUGAUUCCACCGUUGCUGAUGGACCUGAGACCGGGCAUGACAGUCUUGGAUCUAUGUGCCGCACCGGGCAGUAAAUCUGCGCAAUUGAUUGAAAUGAUUCAUGCGGGUGAGGAGGAAAGGUGUAGACAAGUCGCUGCAAACCUUGCUAAAGGCUUGGACAGACCUGAAGGAGAAGAUUAUGAAGAUGAUGGCCGUGCCACUGGUCUGCUCAUUGCCAACGAUGUCGACUACAAGCGAGCACACAUGCUGGUGCACCAAGUCAAGCGACUAAGCUCACCCAAUAUCCUUGUCAGCAAUCACGACGCGACCAUCUUCCCCUCCAUCAAGGUCUCACCUAGCCGCACCGAGGAUGGAAAGCUUAUUCAGAAUAGAUAUCUCAAAUUCGAUCGAAUUCUAGCAGAUGUGCCUUGUUCUGGCGACGGCACGGUGAGAAAGAACAUGGAGAUCUGGAAGAAGUGGGCGCCCAGCAACGGACUCGGUCUGCAUGCCACGCAGGUUAGAAUCUUGAUUCGGGCGUUGCAGAUGCUGAAAGUGGGCGGUCGAGUGGUCUAUUCCACGUGCAGCAUGAAUCCGGUGGAAGAUGAAGCAGUUCUCGCCGAGGCAAUCAACCGAUGUGGAGGUUCAGACCUAGUUCAGUUACUCGAAACGAAGGAUUAUCUGCCUGGGCUCAAGCGAAGUCCAGGGUUGAAGAAGUGGAACAUCAUGGACAAAGCUGGUCGGGUUUGGAACGACUACGAGUCUGUGCUGAAACAGAAAGAAACAGUGGGUGAGGAGGGCCUCGGCCGUCUGGCUGAGAGCAUGUUUCCGCCGAAGAACGACUUGCCUCUUGACAGAGCUAUGCGCGUGUAUCCCCAUAAGCAAGACACGGGAGCAUUCUUCAUUGCCAUUCUUGAGAAGCGGUCCGAAAUUAAGGCCAGGCCAGAAGAGAAACCCGCUGUUGUCGCCCCGGAGCCCACCAAAGUGGAAGCUGCCGACUUCAAUUCAAAGAGUGUCGAGCUGGAAACGGCCCCUGAUGGCACGGUGGAAAAGGUCAAUGGCACAACGCCCGUAGAUGCAGACUCACCGGUCAAGAGAAAACGGUCACCUGCAGAGGACGAGGAAGAGGCCCAUCCGAUAAAGAGAGUCAAGAGUGAGGAGCAGCCGGCUGCAGGCACUGAAGCCGAUAGUGAACCAGGUCCAGCACCAACAACAGCCACGAACGGCUCUGUGCAGAAUGCAGCAGACUCUCAACCCAAGCAGGACCAGCCAAACAAUGCCCAGAACCCAUUCAGGAAGAGGAACCGUGACCAACCGUUCGAAGAACCGUUCAAAUACCUCUCCCCAUCAAUCCCUGAACUGGCCGAAAUCAAAGAGUUCUACAACCUGUCACCCCGGUUCCCGAACGACAGAUACAUGGUCCGCAACGCUCAAGGCACUGCGACCAAGAACAUAUACUACACCAACGCGCUUGCCAAGGAGAUCCUUCAAGAAAACGAAGGCAAAGGUUUGAAGUUUGUGCACGCCGGGGUGAAGAUGUACGUCAAGCAGGACGCACCAGCUCCGGACAUUUGCCCCUGGCGAAUUCAGACCGAUGGUUUGCGCCUACUCGAAGCGUGGGUCGGCCCUGAGCGGAUUGUCAAACUGCGCAAGAAGGAGACUUUGAGAAGGUUGUUGAUUGAGAUGUUUCCCCGAUUCAAUGGCGAAGAGUACAAAAAGCUCGGCGAGGUUGGCGAGCAGAUCUUGCCCUUGAAGAUGGGUUGCUGCGUGCUUGUCGUCGAGCCGAGUGAUGCCGAAGAUGGGCUAAGCGAAAGGAUGGUCUUUCCGCUCUGGAAGUCGCUCCAAAGCGUCAACCUGAUGCUGCCCAAGGAAGAUCGGCGGGCCAUGUUAUUACGGCUUUUCAAUGACGAUACCCCGCUGGUGAAUCUGAGUAAAGGCUGGGUUGGAAAGAAGGAUGGAGCGGAGAAAAAGGCCGACGAUUCGACGGAGAAGCCUGCAGCGGCUGACUCUAUGGAUGUUGACCCUAAGCCAGCCGAUGAUGAGCCAGAGGAUGCACCAGCGGCUCGAGUUCGCAACAGCAGCUCUCCCGAAUCCGAAGUCGGCACUGUGCUACCUAAUCCUGAGGCAGCGUCUGCAGACGAAGAAGAUGGCGGUGUUGAAAUCUCUUGAUAUGCCGGGAAAUACUCUCUUCGAUUUGCUGCCGGCCUAGAACCUCUACAAUACUAGUAGCUGAUAAUAUGACCAAAUGACACUACUGUAUCUGGAUGGUCUCUUGUAUCUCUACCUUUGUGCGUAAAUAUCUAUGUCCUGAUUGUCUGGUCAAUUCUCGACUGGGUGGUGCAAACCGAAGAAGAAAGAAACGACAGAUAACCAAUUCCGUGUCGUGAUCUUUAAGAUAUGUAGUUGUUACACCAACUUUGAUAAGUUGUUGGUCAAAUGUUUAUACACAUUUCCAGUAGGACAUGAAAUGCUUUCA